Molecule: messenger RNA, 1567 nt
Organism: Impatiens glandulifera
Lineage: Eukaryota; Viridiplantae; Streptophyta; Magnoliopsida; Ericales; Balsaminaceae
Product: serine/threonine-protein phosphatase PP2A catalytic subunit-like
Exons: 11
Coding region: 224-1165 (313 amino acids)
Biological process (GO): peptidyl-serine dephosphorylation; mitotic cell cycle
Cellular component (GO): cytosol
Molecular function (GO): protein serine/threonine phosphatase activity
Source: RefSeq, a predicted model, not a curated record
AGUUCUCACUCUUCUCCAUGCUACGCUCUCUUUCUUUCUCUCUCUCUCUAUAUUCUCAUUUCUCUCUCUGCCUGUUUCCUUUCUUUUUUUUGGUGGUCUCCAGUGAUCUGUACCUGUCUCGAGAAAGAGGGAACGAGAAGGAAGAAGAUAUCCGUGGUUGUUGAGACCUAGGGUUUCGAAACGAUCUCAGAUCUGUGAUUUGAAGGUAGGGUGGAGCCUGAAGAUGAGUUUCGAUCCGGUUCCUCCGAGUUCUCAUGGCAACCUCGACGAGCAGAUUGCUCAGCUUAUGCAAUGCAAGCCUUUGUCCGAACAAGAGGUUAGGGGGCUUUGUGAUAAAGCGAAAGAGAUUUUGAUGGGUGAAAGUAAUGUUCAGCCUGUGAAAAGCCCUGUUACAAUUUGUGGGGAUAUCCACGGGCAAUUCCACGACCUUGCGGAGCUUUUCCGAAUUGGGGGAAAGUGUCCGGAUACAAACUAUCUGUUUAUGGGAGAUUAUGUUGAUCGUGGCUACUAUUCAGUGGAAACUGUAACAUUUCUUGUGGCCCUUAAAGUGCGUUACCCUCAACGGAUUACUAUUCUACGUGGAAAUCAUGAGAGCAGACAGAUUACUCAAGUUUAUGGCUUUUACGAUGAAUGCCUGAGGAAAUAUGGUAAUGCCAGUGUCUGGAAGACAUUUACAGAUCUGUUUGACUAUUUUCCUCUUACAGCACUGGUUGAAUCAGAAAUAUUUUGUCUUCAUGGUGGAUUAUCCCCCUCAAUUGAAACUCUUGAUAAUAUACGUAAUUUUGACCGUGUUCAAGAGGUCCCCCAUGAGGGGCCAAUGUGCGACCUUUUAUGGUCUGAUCCUGAUGAUCGCUGCGGUUGGGGUAUCUCACCCAGAGGUGCUGGCUAUACUUUUGGCCAGGACAUAUCCGAGCAGUUCAAUCAUACCAAUAGUCUAAAGCUAAUUGCUAGAGCUCAUCAAUUGGUUAUGGAAGGAUUUAACUGGGCUCAUGAACAAAAGGUGGUUACUAUUUUCAGUGCACCUAAUUAUUGUUAUCGCUGUGGUAACAUGGCAUCCAUCUUGGAAGUUGAUGACUGUAAAGGCCACACUUUUAUUCAGUUUGACCCUGCUCCGAGGAGGGGAGAACCUGACGUAACUCGUAGAACGCCAGAUUACUUCCUAUGAUGUGGGUUGCUGCAAAUGAGCCUGUGGCGGUGCUCUUUUGACAGGUGAGAUCCUAUUCAAGAGCUGUUUUUUUUUUUUCUUUUUCUCAUAUGUAAAAAUGAAGAGUUCCGUCUAUAUGUUCCGCUGGUGGGUGGAGAAUGGUGGACAAAUCGAACCCUCCUUAAUAUGGUUCUUUAUUUCCCAAAAUUUGUAGCCCUAAUGAAGCAUCAGAAGCUGAUAGCAAUUCGUAGUAUAACUGCAUAUGUACCAUUUCCUGUUGAACAAUCCGGUGUGUACAUCUUUUUUAACCUUUUUUUUUUUUUAAUUUCAUUUGUUCUACCAUUUUUAUUUUGUUUCCAAGAUAAUUGUUUUGUAAAAAUGAUAUUCCUCUAAGGUGGGAUUCUUUUAGAUUUGUAGUUUUGA